UUAAUAAGAAUGCCUAGAAGAGGAUUGAUCCUUCAGACCCGGACCCAUUGGCUGCUGCUGGGCCUGGCUUUACUCUGCAGUUUGGUAUUAUUUAUGUACCUUCUGGAAUGUGCCCCCCAGACUGAUGGAAAUGCAUCUCUUCCGGGUGUUAUUGGGGAGAAUUAUGGUAAAGAGUAUUAUCAAGCCCUCCUACAGGAGCAAGAAGAACAGUAUCAAACCAGGGCAACCAGUCUGAAACGCCAGAUUGCCCAGCUGAAACAGGAAUUACAAGAAAUGAGCGAGAGGAUGAGAUCAUUACAAGAGAGGAAGAGUGGAGGGACUAAUGGCAUAGGCUUUCAAGGCAACAAAGAACUAGCACCUACUGAUCUUUUAGAGUUUCUUCAUUCCCAAGUUGACAAAGCUGAAGUUAGCAUAGGAGCCAAACUGCCAAGUGAAUAUGGGGUCAUUCCCUUUGAGAGUUUUACCUUAAUGAAAGUAUUCCAAUUGGAAAUGGGUCUCACUCGCCAUCCUGAGGAAAAGCCAGUUAGAAAGGACAAGCGAGAUGAAUUGGUAGAGGUUAUUGAAGCUGGGUUGGAGGUCAUUAAUAAUCCUGAUGAAGAUGAUGAUCAGGAAGAUGAGGAUAAUCCCCUUGGAGAGAAGCUGAUAUUUAAUGAAAAUGACUUCAUAGAAGGUUACUAUCGCACUGAGAGAGAUAAGGGCACCCAGUACGAACUCUUUUUUAAGAAAGCAGACCUGGUGGAAUAUAGACAUGUGACCCUCUUCCGCCCUUUUGGACCUCUCAUGAAAGUAAAGAGCGAGAUGAUCGACAUCACUAGAUCCGUCAUUAAUAUCAUUGUGCCUCUUGCUGAAAGAACUGAAGCAUUUGCACAGUUCAUGCAGAACUUCAGGGAUGUAUGUAUUCAUCAGGACAAGAGGAUUCACCUCACAGUGGUGUAUUUUGGUAAAGAAGGACUGUCUAAAGUCAAGUCUAUCCUAGAAUCUGUCACAAGUGAGUCUAAUUUUCACAAUUACACCGUGGUCUCAUUGGAUGAAGAAUUUAAUCGUGGACGAGGACUAAAUGUGGGUGCCCGAGCUUGGGACAAGGGAGAGGUCUUGAUGUUUUUCUGUGAUGUUGAUAUAUAUUUCUCAGCCGAGUUCCUUAACAGCUGCCGAUUAAAUGCUGAGCCAGGUAAAAAGGUGUUUUACCCUGUGGUGUUCAGUCUUUACAAUCCUGCUGUUGUUUAUGCCAAUCAGGAUGGGCCACCACCUGUGGAGCAGCAACUGGUUCACAAAAAAGAUUCUGGCUUUUGGCGAGAUUUUGGCUUUGGAAUGACUUGUCAGUAUCGAUCAGAUUUCCUGACUGUUGAUUCACAAAUGCUAAUUAACCAGAAUAUUGUAGCUCAAACACCAGAAAAUUUGAUAAAAUCAGCAAAUAUAAAAACACUGGCAGAAGCAGAAACAACAGCACGUCCUUGUAGCUUGUGCAGACGAAACUACAUGGUUCCAAGCAUCAUUGCAAUUGGGUAAUGAUGACAGCUAGACCGGGGUGCAUUAGAAGGUUCAGAAAGUAAAUUAAACUAGAGGUUUAGCCUUAUAGAUACAUUGAUGCAUGUAAGCUGGGCUUACAAAAAAUGUUUUCGUUGUUAUAACUCCAAAACCCAGUGCCAUCGAGUCGAUUCCGACUCAUAGCGACCCUACUACAGGGAUUUUUUUUGUUUGUUCUUUUUUUAAAUUUUUUUUUACUGUGCUUUAAGUGAAAGUUUACAAAUCAAGUCAGUCUCUCGUACAAAAAGUUACAUACACCUUGCUAUGUACUCCUAGUUGGUCUCUCCCUAAUGAGACAGCAUACUCUUCCUCUCCACCCUGUAUUUCCCGUGUCCAUUCAACCAACUCCUGUCCCCCUCUGCCUUCUCAUCUCACCUCUAGACAAGAGUUGCUCUCACCUCUAGACAAGAGUUGCCCACAUGCUCUCAUGUGUCUACUUGAGUCAAGAAACUCACUUCUCACCAGUAUCAUUUUCUGUUUUAUGGUCUGGUCCAAUCCCUGUCUGAAGAGUUGGCUUUAGGAAUGGUUCCAGUCUUGGGCUAACAGAAGGUCUGGGGACCAUGACCUCUGGGGUCCUUCUAGUUUCAGUCAGACCAUUAAGUCUGGUCUUUUUACGAGAAUUUGAGAUCUGCAUCCCACUGUUCUUGUGCUCCAUCAGGGAUUCUCUGUUGUGUUCCCUGUCAGGGCAGUCAUUGGUUGUAGCCGAGCACCAUUUAGUUUUUCUGGUCUCAGGCUGAUGUAGUCUCCAGUUUAUGUGGCCCAUUCUGUCUCUUGGGCUCAUCAUUACCUUGUGUCUUUGGUGUUCUUCAUUCUCCUUUGCUCCAGGUGGGCUGAGACCAAUUGAUGCAUCUUAGGUGGCCACUUGCUAGCAUUUAAGACCCCAGACACCACUCACCAAAGUGGGAUGCAGAAUGUUUUCUUAAUACAUUCUGUUAUGCUUGUUGACCUAGAUGUCCCCUGAAACCAUGGUCCCCAGACCCCUGCCCCUGCUACUCUGUUCCUCGAAGUGUUCAGGCAUAUUCAGGAAACUUCUUAGCUGUUGGUUUAGUCCAGUUGUGUUGACCUCUCCUGUAGUGUGUGUUGCCUUUCCCUUCACCUAAAAUAAUUCUUGUGUGCUAUCUAAUUAAUGAACACCCCUCUCCCUCCCUCCCUACUCUGUAACCAUCAAAAAAUAUUUUCUUCUGUGUUUAAACUAUUCUCUGAGUUCUUAUAAUAGUGGUCUCAUACAAUAUUUGUCCUUUUGCAGCUGACUAAUUUUUCUCAGCAUAAUGCCUUCCAGAUUCCUCCGUGUUAUGAAAUGUUUCACGGAUUCAUCAUUGUUCUUCAUCGUUGUGUAGUAUUCCACUGUGUGAAUAUACCAUAAUUUAUCCAUUCAUCCGUUGAGGGGCACCUUGGUUGCUUCCUCCAUCUUUUUGCUGUUGUAAACAGUGCUGCAGUGAACAUGGGUGUGCAUAUAUCUGUUCAUGUGAAGGCUCUUAUUUUUCUAGGAUAUAUUCCAAGGAGUGGGAUUGCUGGAUCAUAUGAUAGUUCUAUUUCUAGCUUUUUAAGGAAGCACCAAAUCGAUUCCCAAAGUGGUUGUACCAUUUUACAUUCCCUCCAGCAGUGUAUAAGUGUUCUUGUCUCUCCACAACCUCUCCAACAUUUAUUAUUUUGUGUUUUUUGGAUUAAUGUCAACCUUGUUGGAGUGAGAUAGUCUUAUUGUAGUUUUGUUUUGCAUUUCUCUAACGGCUAAUGAUUAUGAACAUUUCCUCAUGUAUCUGUUAGGUGCCUGAAUGUCUUCUUUGGUGAAGUCCCUGUUCAUAUUACAGGAAUAUUUUUAUAAAAAAUAAUAAAUUUCUGCUGAAACACUGCACACAGGUUUUAUUGUCACUUUGGUGUCAUCCCCUCUGACAGCAUGACCCAGUGCAUUCCACACCCCUAGCAUCUCUCUAGUGAUGCCACUGGUUGUCCAUUCACCUAAGCCUAAAGAUGGCCCAGAGAACCUGGUCUAAGCUCCCUUCCUCACCCUAGCUUCAGUCUUAUCUGGCAAAAAAAAAAGUGUCAGAGAAUAGUUUGAUAAAGCAGAGCUGAAACCUGGUUCCAGGUCUCCUGAUUCCCUGGCUACCUUUCCACAUUAUACUAGAAGUCAUAGAAUACAUUUUAUGUGCAUUUUAUAUCCAUAUUACAUUCAUUUUUAUAAUCGGCCAUCUGUUUUGGAAAUCUUCUCCUUUUAUCUCUUUAUCAUUGUAAUAUUUCUAUAAUGGAGAAUCGGCAAAUGACAAAAAGACAUUAAAUGAAACUAAUGACCCUUUCCCAAUUUCUUGCUUAAUGAAACAGCAAGCAUUCAGAAUCCCUCAAAAACAGAUUUUUAUGCCUUUUUUUUUUUUAGCAGUAUCUUGAAUGCUUGGCAUUCCUGUCGCUUUCUUUUUUUUAAAUAGUAACUUUAUUGAGAUAUAAUUCACAUACCCUAAAAUUCACCUAUUUAAGGUGUAUCAUUGACAGAAUUGUAUAGCUGUCACCACAGUCAAGCAUAGAACAUUAUCAUCACCCCAAGAAGAAACGCUAUACCCAUCAGCCGUCACUCCAUUUCCCACUAUCCACCUUUUCCACUCACAGCUAGGCAACCACUAACUCACUUUUCACUUCUAUUGAUUUGCUUCUUCUAGAUAUUUCAUAAUAAUGGAAUCAUACAAUAUAUGGUAUUUUAUGACUAACUUCUUUGACUUAGCAUAAUAUUUUCAAGGUUCAUCCAUGUUGUAGCAUUUAUCAGAACUUUAUUUCUUUUUAUUAGCGAAUAAUGUUUGUUGUAUGGCUAUACUGCAUUUUCUUUCAGUUUAUCAGUUCAUGGACAUUUGAGUUUUUUCCACGUUUUGACUGUUCUGAAUACUGCUUCCAUGAACAUUCAUGUUUAAGUUUCUGUGUAGGCCUAGGUUUCCAUUUCUCUUGGGUUUUAUACCUAGGAAUAGAACGGCUGGGUCAUGGAGUAGCUGUAUUUACCCUUUAGAGGAUAUGCUGCACUGUUUUCCAUAGAGGCUGCAUCAGCUUGCAUUUCCUAGCAGCAGUGAAUGAGGCUUCUCAUUUCUUUGUAUCCUUGCCAGUUUAUGCCAUUAUCUGUAUUUUUUAGAAUAGAGUACUUUUAUUCUAGAUAGUCUCUUAUGAGAUACAUGACUUACAAACAUCUUCUCCCAUUCCAUGAGUUGUUUUUUCACUUCUUUGAUGCUAUCCUUUGAAACAAAGAAGUUUUUAGUUUUGAUGAUAUCCAGUCUUUUUUGUAGUUUUUCUUCUGGUGUCAUAUCUAAGAAAUCAUUGCCUAAUCAGGUUAUGAAGAUUUAUGCCUGUAUUUUCUUCUAAGAGCUUUAUACUUUUAGCCAUGGUAUUUUCAAUUGCAUCAUAUGCAUGUGAAAGCUGGACAGUGAAUAAGGAUGACCGAAGAAGAAUUGACACCUUUGAAUUGUGGCGUUGGCGAAGAAUAUUGAAUAUACCAUGGACUGCCAAAAGAACGAACAAAUCUGUCUUAGAAGAAGUACAACCAGAAUGCUCCUUAGAAGCAAGGAUGGCAAGACUGUGUCUUACAUACUUUGGACAUGUCUUCAGGAGGGACCAGUCCCGGGAGAAGGACAUCAUGCUUGGCAGAGUACCGGGUCAGCGGAAAAGAGGAAGACCCCCAACGAGGUAGAUUGACACAGUGGCUGCAACAAUGAGCUCAAGCAUAACAAUGAUUGUAAGGAUGGCUCAGGACCGGACAACAUUUCGUUCUGUUGUGCAUAGGGUCGCUAUGAGUCAGAACUGACUUGAUGGCACCUGACAACAACAACAGCAAAUCCAUCUUCAGUUAAUUUUUGUAUAUGAUGUGAGGCAGGAUUCCGACUUCAUUCCUUCCCAUGUGGUUAUCCACUCAUCCCACCACCAUUUGUUAAAAAGAAUAUUUUUUCGCUUUGAAUUAUCAUGGCACCUUUGUCAAAAAUCAGCUGACUGUAGAUAGAUGGGUUUAUUUCUGAACUCUCAAUUCUGCUCCAUUGAUCUAUACUUCUCUCCUUAUGCCAUUCCUCACUGUCUUGAUCACUGUAGCUUUGUAUUAAGUUUUGAAAUGGGAAAGUGUGAGUCCUCCAAUUUCGUUCUUAUUUUUUAUCAUUGUUUUGACUAUUCCAUAUCCCUUGUCUCUUAUGUAUUUUAAAAUCUUAUCAAUUUUAAGAGCAGCUUGUCAAUUUCUGCAAAAAAGGUCAUUGGAAUUUGUUCGGGAUUUCGUUGAAUCUGCGAUUGCUUUGUUAUUAUUGUCAUCUUAACAGUAUUGUCUUCCAAUCCAUACACAAUUUUAUUUAUUUAUUUAGAAUGUUGUUAGGUGCUGUCGAGUUGGCUCUGACUCAUAACAACCUCAUGUAUAACAGAACAAAAUGUUGCCCUAUCCUGUGCCAUCCUCACAAUAGUAGAUAAGUUUGAGCCCAUUGUUGCAGCCACUGUGUCAGUCCAUCUCAUUAAGGGUCUUCCUCUUUUACACUGACCCUCUACUUUACCAAGCCUGAUAUCCUUCUCCAGAGAUUCGUCUCUUCUGAUAAUGCAUCCAAAGUAAGUGAAACAAAGUCUUACUAUCCUCACUUCUAAGGAGCAUCCUGUAUGCACUUCCUCCAAGACAGAUUUGUUCGUUCUUCUGGCAGAAUUCAGUAUUCUUCACCUACACCGUAAUUCAAAUACAUCAGUUCUUCUUUGAUCUUUUUUCAUUGUCCCACUUACGCAUGCAUACGAGGCAAUUGAAAAUACCAUGGCUUGGGCCAAGUGCACCUUAGUCCUUAAAGUGACAUCUUUGUUUUUUAGAUUUUAAAGAGGUUUUUUGCAGCAGAUCUGCCUAGUGAAAUACAUUGUCUGAUUUUCUUGACUGCUGCUUCCAUGGAGGUUGAUUGUUGAUUGGAGUGUAAUGAAAUCCUUGACAAUAUUCAGUCUUUUCUCUGGUUAUCAUGAUGUUGUUUACUGGUCUAGUUGUGAGGAUUUUUGUUUUCUUUAUGUUCAGGUGUAAUCCAUACUGAAGGUUGUAGUCUUUGAUCUUCAUCAGUAAGUGCUUCAAGUCCUCUUCACUUCAGCAGGCAAGGUUGUGCCAUCUGAAUAUCGCAGGUUGUUAAUGAGUCUUUUUCCAUUCCUAAUGCUUCAUUCUUCUUUGUAUAGACCAGCUUCUGGGAUUAUUUGCUCAGCACACAGAUUGGAUAAGUAAGGUAAAAGGAUAAAACCCUGCCACACACUUUUUCCAAUUUUAAACCACUGAGUAUCCCCUUGUUUUGUACAAACAACUGCCUCUUGAUCUAUGUACAAGUUACACAUGAGCACAAUUAAGUGUUCUGGAGUUCCUGUUCUUCUCACUGUUACCCGUAAUUUGUUAUAAUCUACAUAGUUGAAUGCCUUUGUGUAGUCAGUAAAACACAGGUAAACAUCUUUCUGGUGUUCUCUGCUUUCAGCCAAGAUCCAUCUGACAUCAGCAGUCAUACCCUUUGUUCCACAUCAUCUUCUGAAUCCAGCUUGAAUAUCUUCUGAAUCCAGCUUGAAUUUCUGGCAGUUCCCUGUCGACGUUUUGCUGAAGCUGUUUUUGAGUUAUCUUCAGCAAAAUUUUACUUGGCAUGUGAUAUUAAUGGUAUUGUUUGAUAAUUUUCACAUGCCACUUUGAUCGCCUUUCUUUGGAAUGGGCACAAAUAUGGAUCUCUCCCAGGCAGUUGGCCUAGUAGCUGUCUUCUAAAUCUCUUGGCAUAGAUGAGCAAGUGCUUCCAGCGUUGCGUCCAUUUGCUGAAGCAUCUCGAUUGGCAUUCCAUCAAUUCCUGGAGUCUUGUUUUUCACCAGUGUCGUCUUCCUUCAGCACCGUUGGUUCUUGAUUAUAUGCUACCUCUUGAAAUGGUUAAACAUCAACCAAUUCUUUCUGAUACAGUGACUCUAUGUAUUCCUUCCAUCUUCUUAUGAUGCUUCCUGUGCCAUUCAGCUUUUUGUCCAUAAAAAUCCAAUAUUGCAACUCUAGGCUUGUAGUUUUUCUUCAGUUCUUUCAGCUUUUUCUUCUCUUUUGGGUUUGUAACUCCAGGUCAUUGCACAUUUCGUUAUAAUGCUUUGGUUUCUUGAGUCACCCUUUAAAGUCUUCUAUUUAGCUCUUUUACUUCAUUGUUUCUUCUGUUUGCUAUUGUUACUCUGCACUCAAGAGCAAGAUUUAGAGUUUUUUUUACGAGAUUGAUUUUGGCCUUUUAGAACGUUAUCAUCUUUUUAUUGUUUCUUUCUCAGUAUUUUGUAGUUUUUAGAGCACAGGUCUUACACUUGUUAAAAUUAUUUCUAAAUAUCUUUUUGAUGCUAUUAUAAAUGGAAUUGUUUUCUAAAUUUCAUCUUUGGAUCAUUCAUUGAAAGUACAUAGAAAUGCAAUUGAAUUUUGUAUAUUUAUCUUCUAUCUUGCAAUCUUGCUGAAUUUGUUUAUUCUAUUAGUUUAUUGCUAUGUAUAUAGCAAAUCUUGGGAUUUGCUAUAUAGAUGAUCAUGGCAUCUGUGAAUAGAGGUCAUUUUACUUCUUCCUUUCGUGUUCGUAUGCCUUUUAUUUCAUUUUCUUGCUUAAUUGUCCAUGCUGGAACCUAUAGUACAGUGUUGAAUAGAAGUGGCAAGAGCAGACAUCCUUGUCUUCUUCUUGAUCUUAGGUGGAAAGCAUGUAGGCUUUCACCAUUAAGUAUGGUGUUAGCUGCGGGUUUGUCAUUGAUGCCUUUUAUCAGUUGAAGAUGUUCCUGUCUGUUUCCAGUUUGUCAAGUGUUUUUAUCAUGAAGAGAUAUGUGUAUUUUGGCACAUGCUUUUUCUGCAUCUCUUGAGAAAAUCCUGUGGUUGUUGUCCUUUGUUUCAUUAAUAUGGUCUAUUACAUUAAUUGAUUUUCAGGUAUCAAAUGCACUUUGGAUUACUGGGAUAAAUUUCAUUUGGUCAUAUUGUAUAAUCUUUUAAUAUUGCUGGAUUUGGUUGGUGUUUUUGUUUUUGAGGAUUUUUAUGUCUCUUUUUGUAAGAGGCAAUGAUCUGUUUUCUUUCCUUCUGAUUUUUUUUUGUCUGGUUUUGAUAUCAGGGUGAUACUAGAGUCAUAGAAUGAGCUUUACUGAUUUUUUUUGCAUUAAGUGAAUUUUUCUAGUCUAACAUAUCUGGUUUAUUUGUUCUCCUCUUUUAUAUUUUGCAAGUGUUUAUGAGGAAUUGGUAUUCUUCUUUAAGAACUCACCAGUGAAGACAUCUGUACCUAGGCUUUUCUUUGUGGGUAUUUUUUUUUUUUAAUGGUAAUUCAGUCUCUUUUCUUGUUAUAAGUCUAUUCACAUUUUUUAUUUCCUCUUCAGUCAGUUUCAGUAUUUUUUGUCUCUCUAGAAAUCUGUCCAUGUAUUUAAAUUAUUUUUUUUAAUUUAUUGAUUUAUACUUCAUAGUAAUCUCUCAUAAUCUUUUUACUUCUGUAAGUACUGAUCCCUCUUUCAUUAUUUGAUUUUAGUAAUUUCAGUCUUUUUUUUUCUUGGUCAUUCCUACUAAAGAUUUGUCAACUUUGUUGAUCUUUUCAAAGAACCAACUUUUGUUUUCAUUGCUUUUCUCUGUCGCUUUUGUAUUUUCUAUUUCAUUGAUUUCCUCUCUAAUCUUUGCUAUUUACUUCUUUUUGAUUACUUUGUGUUUAGUUUGGACUUCUUUUUUCAAUAUUUUAAGGCAAAAGCUUAGGUUAUCAAUUUGGGAUUUUUCUUCUUUUUUAAUAAAGGCGUUUAUGGGUAUAAAUUUGCCUCUAAGGAUUGCCUUAGGUUCAUGCUGUAAGUUUUGAUACGUUGUGUGUUCAUUUUUAUUUACCUCAAAGUAAUUUUUAAUUUUCCUUGUGAUUUUUUUAUUCUUUGACUAACUGGUUAUUUUGGGUUGUUUUUCAUUUUCACAAAUUUGUGAAUUUCCCAAAUUUCUGUUAUUGCCAGUUUCAUUCCACUGUGAAUGAGACACACUCUGUAUGAUUUCAGUCCUUUUAUAUUUAUCGAGGUUGUUUUAUGGUCUAGCAUACAUAGUCUAUCCUGAAGAAUAUUCCAUGUGCAGUUGAGAAAAAUGUGUAUAUUCUGCUGUUUUUGCAUGCAGUGUUCUAUAGAUGUCUGUUAGGUCCGGUUAGUUUAUAGAGUUGUUCAAGGUAUCUGUUUCCUUGUUGAUCUUCUGCCUAGUUAUCCUAUUCGUUAUUUUAUCUUAUUUUUUGUGUGUGCUUUAAGUGAAAGUUUACAAUUCAAGUCAGUUUCUCAUGCAAAAACUUAUACACACAUAGUUAUGUGACCCCAGUAGCUCUCCCUACAAUGUGACAGCACACUCCUUCUCUCCACCCUGUAUUGUCUGUGUCCAUUCAACCAGCUUCUGUCCCCCUCGGCGUUCUCAUCUCGCCUCCAGACAGGAGCUGCCCACAUAGUCUUAUGUGUCUACUUGAGUUAAGAAGCACACUCCUCACCAGUAUUAUUUUAUGUCUCAUAGUCCAGGCUAAUCUUUGUCUGAAGAGUUGGCUUCAAGAAUGGUUUUAGUUUUAGGCUAACAGAGAGCCCAGGGGCCAUGACCUCUGGGGUCUCUCCAGUCUCAGCCAGACCAUUAAGUCUGGUCUUUUUACUAGAAUUUAAGAUCUGCAUCCCAUUUGUCUCUUGCUCUGUCAGGGAUUCUCUAUUGUGUUCCCUGUCAGGGCAGUCAUUGGUGGUAGCCGGGCACCAUCUAGUUCUUCCGAUCUCAGGCUGGUUUAUGUGACCCUUUCUUUCUCUUGGGAUCAUAUUUUCCUUGAGCCUUUGGUGUUCUUCAUUCUCCUUUGCACCAAGUGGGUUGAGACUCAUUGAUGCAUUUUAGGUGGCUGCUUGUUACUUUUAAGACCCCAGACACCACUCACCAAAAUGGGAUGCAGAACGUUUUCUUAAUACACUUUGUUAUGCCAGUUGACCUAGAUGUCCCUGAAACCAUGGUCCCUAGACCCCGCCCUGGCUACUUGGUUCCUCGAAGUCUUUGGUUGUAUUCAUGAAACUUCUUAGCUUUUGGAUUAGUCCAGUUGUGGUGACUUCCCCUGUAUUGUGUGUUUUCCUUCCCUUCAUAGAAAAUAAUUCUUGCCUACUAAUUAGUGAAUACUCCUACCCUCCCCCUUCCUCCCUACACUCAUAACCAUCAAAGAAUGUCUUCUUGUGUUUAAACCUUUUCUUGAGUUUUUACAAUAACGAUCUCAUACAAUGUUUGUCCUUUUGCGACUGACUAAUUUCACUCAGCAUAAUGCCUUCCAGAUUCCUCCAUAUUAGGAGAUGUUUCACAGAUUCGUCAUUGUUCUUUACUGUUGCGUAGUAUUCCAUUAUGUGAAUAUAGUAUAAGUUGUUUAUCCAUUCACCCGCUGAUGUGCACUAUCCUAUUUAUUAUUGAAAGUGGGAUAUUGAAGUUUCCAACUAUUUUUGUUAAAUUGCCUAUUUCUCCCUUUAAUUCUAUUAGUUUUUGAAAAGCUUCACAUAUUUUGGUGCUUUGUCGUUACAUGCAUAUCUGUUUAUAGGUGUUAUAUCUUCCCAAUGGAUUGACCCUAUUAUUGUUUUAAAAUGUUCCUCCUUAUCUCUAGUAACACUUGUUGUUCUAGAUCUGUUUUCUCUGAUAUUAGCAUAGCCAUUCCACUUUUUUUUUAAUUAAACUUUUUUUCAUUUUUAAAAUUGUGCUUUAAGUGCAAGUUUACAAACUAAGUCAGUCUCAUAUAAAAAGUUACAUACACCUUGCUAUAUACUCCUCGUUGCUCUCCCUCUGAUGAGACAGCCCACUCCUUCCUUCCACUCCCUGUUUUCGUGUCCUCUCAGCCAACUUCUAACACCCUCUGCCCACUCAUCUCCCCACCAGACAGGAGCUGCCCACAUAGUCUCAUGUGUCUACUUGAUCCAAGAUGCUUACUCAUCACCACUAUCGUUUUCUAUCCCACAGUCCACUCCAGUCCCUGUCUAAAGAGUUGGCUUUGGGCAUAGUUCCUGCUAACAGAAGGUCUGGGGACCAUGACCUCUGGGGUCCUUCUAGUCUCAGUCAGACCAUUACGUCUGGUCUUUUUACAAGAAUUUGGGGUCUGCAUCCCACUGCUGUUUUUGUUUCCUCAGGGGUUCUCUAUUGUAUUCCCUGUCAGGGCAGUCAUUGGUUAUAGCCAGGCACCAUCUAGUUGUUCUGGUCUCAGGCUGUAGUCAUCUCUGGGUUUUGUGGCUCUUCCUGUCCCUUGGGCUCAUAAUUACCUUGUGUCUUUGGUGUUCUUCAUUCUCCUUUGCUUCAGGUGGGUUGAGACCAAUUACUGCACCUUGCAUGGCUGCUUGGUAGUGUUUUAAGACCCUAGAUGCCACUCUUCAAAUUGGGGUGCAGAAUGUUUUCUUAAUAGAUUUUAUUAUGCCAGAUCACUUAGAUGUUCCCUGAAACCAUGGCCCGCAAACCCCCGCCCCUGCUAUGCUGGCCUUUGAAGCAUUCAGUUUAUUCAGGAAACUUCUUUGCUUUUGGUUUAUUUAGUCCAUUGUGCUAACUCUCCCGUGUUAUGUGUUGUCUUUCCCUUCACCUAAAAUAGUUUGUUACCUACUAUCUAAUUAGUGAAAAACCCUCUCCCUCCAUCCCUCCCUGCUCUCGUAACCAUGAAAGAAUAUCCUUUUCUCUCUUUAAACUAUUUUUCGAGUUCUUAUAAUAGUGGUCUAAUAUAAUAUUUGUCCUUUUGCAACUGACUAAUUUCACACACCAUAAUGUCUUCCUGAUUCCUCCGUGUUAUGAAAUGUUUCACAGAUUCAUCAUUGUUCUUUAUUGAUGCGUACUGUUGCACUGUGUGAAUAUACAUAAUUUAUUUAUCCAUUCAUCUGUUCAUAGGCAUUUUGGUUGCUGGCAUCUUUAUGCUAUCGUGAACAAUGCUGCAGUGAACAUGGGUGUGCAUUUAUCUGUUCGUGUACAGGCCCUUGUUUCUCUAGGAUAUAUUCCAGGGAGUGAGAUUGCUGGAUCCUAUGGUAGUUCUUUUUCUAGCUUUUUAAGGAAGCACCAAAUCGAUUUCUAAAGUGGUUGUACCAUUUUACAUUCCCUCCAGCAGUGUAUAAGUGUUCCAGUCUCUACAACCUCUCCAACAUUCAUUAUUUUGUGUUUUUUGGAUUAAUGCCAGCCUUGUUGAGGUGAGGUAGAAUCUCAUUGUAGUUUUAAUUUGCAUUUCUCUAAUGACUAAUGAUCAUGAGCAUUUACUCAUGUAUGUGUUAGCAACCUGAAUGUCUACUUUAGUGAAAUACCUGUUCAUAUACUUUUGCCCAUUUUUUAAAUGGAUUAUUUGUCUUUUUCUUGUUGAGUUUUUGUAGUAUCGUGUAGAUUUUAGAGAUCAGACACUGAUCAGAAAUGUCAUAGCUAAAAACUUUUUCCCUGUCUGUAGGUAAUCUUUUUAUUCUUUUGGUGAAGUCUUUGGAUGAGCAUAGGUGUUUUAUUUUUAGGAGCUCCCCAUUAUCUGGUUUCUCUUCUGCAUUGUUAGUAAUGUUUUAUAUACUGUUUAAGCCAUGUAUUGGGGCUCCUAAUGUUGUUCCUAUUUUGUCUUCCAUGAUCUUUAUCGUUUUAGAUUUUAUAUUUAGGUCUUUGAUCCAUUUUGAGUUCAUUUUUGUGCAUGGUAUGAGGUAUGGGUCUUGUUUUAUUUUUUUGCAGAUGGAUAUCCAGUUAUGCCAGCACCAUUUGUUAAAGAGACUGUCUUUUCCCAAUUUAACUGACUUGGGGCCUUUGUCAAAUAUCAGCUGCUCACAUGUGGAUGGAUUUAUGUCUGCAUUCUCAAUUUUGUUCCAUUGGUCUAUGUAUCUGUUCUUGUGCCAGUACCAGGUUGUUUUGAUUGCUGUGGCGGUACAAUAGGUUCUAAAAUCAGGUAGAGUGAGGCCUUUCAUUUUGUUCUUCUUUUUCAGUAAUGCUUUACUUAUCCUGGGCCUCUUUCCCUUCCAUAUGAAGUUGGUGAUUUGUUUCUGCACCUCACUAAAGAAUGUUGUUGGAAUUUGGGUCGGAAUUGCAUUAAAUGUAUAGAUCGCUUUUGGUAGAAUAGAUAUUUUUACAAUGUUAAGUCUUCCUAUCCAUGAGCAAGGUAUGUCUUUCCACUUAUGUAGGGCUCUUUUGGUUUCUUGCAGAAGUGUACUGUAGUUUUCUUUGUAUAGGUCUUUAACAUUUCUGGUAAGAUUUAUUCCUAAGUAUUUUAUCUUCUUGGGGGCUACUGCGAGUGGUAUUGAUUUGGUGAUUUCCUCUUCGAUGUUCUUUUUGUUGGUGUAGAGGAAUCCAACUGAUUUUUGUAAGUUUAUCUUGUAUCCCGAUAAACUGCAGAACUCUUUUAUUUGUUUCAGCAGUUUUCUGGAGGAUUCCUUAGGGUUUUCUGUGUAUAAGAUGAUGUCAUCUGCAAAUAGAGAUACUUUUACUUCUUCCUUGCCAGUCUGGAUGCCCUUUAUUUCUUUAUCUAGCCUAAUUGCUCUAGCUAGGACCUCCAGCACAAUGUUCAAUAAGAGUGGUGAUAAAACGUAUUCUUGCCUGGUUCCCAGUCUCAAGGGGAAUGCUUUCAGGGUCUCUCCAUUUAGGAUGAUGUUGGCUAUUGGCUUUGUAUAAAUGCCCUUUAUUGUGUUGAGAAAUUUUCCUUCUAUUCCUGUUUUGCUGAGAGUUUUUAUCAUGAAUGGGUGUUAAACUUCAUCAAAUGCCUUUUCUGCAUCAAUUGAUAAGAUCAUGUGGUUGGUUCUUGUCUUUUGUUUUAUUUGUAUGAUGGAUUACAUUAAUUGUUUCUCUAAUGCUGAAGCAUCUCUCUGUACCUGCUGUGAAUCCCACUUGGUCAUGGUGAAUUAUUUUUUUCGUGUGUUGUUGAAUUCUAUUGGCUAGAAUUGUGUUGAGGAUUUUUGCAUAUGAAUUCAUGGGGGAUACGGUCUGUAAUUUUCUUUUUUAGUGGUAUCUUUAGUUCUGGUAUCAGAGAUAUGCUGGCUUCAUAGAAUGAGUUUGGGAGUAUUCCAUCCUUUUCUAUGCUCUGAAAUACCUUUAGUAGUAGUGGUGUUAACUCUUCUCUGAAAGUUUGGUAGAACUCUGUGGUGAAGCUGCCUGGGCAAGGGCUUUUUUUUGGUUGGGAGUUUUUUGAUUACCUUUUCAAUCUCUUUUGUUAUGGGUCUAUUUAGUUGUUCUACCUCUGUUUGUGUUAGUUUAGGUAGGUAGUGUGUGUCUAGGAAUUCAUCCAUUUCUUCUAGGUUUUCAGAUUUGUUAGAGUACGAUUUUUCAUAGUGAUCCGGUGCGAUUCUUUUAAUUUCAGUUGGGCCUGUUUUAAUUUCACUCAUCCCAUUUCUUAUUCAGGUUAUUUGCUUCCUCUCCUGUUUUUCUUUUGUCAGUUUGGCCAAUGGUUUAUCAAUUUUGUUAAUUUUUUCCAAGAGCCAGCUUUGGGUCUCGUUAACUCUUUCAGCUGUUUUCUGUUUCAUUUAAUUCUGCCCUAAUAUUUAUUAUUUGCUUUCUUCUGGUGCCUGAGGGUUUCUUUUGUUGCUCUCUAUUUCUUCAAGUUGUAGGGAUAAGUCUCUGAUUUUGGCCCUUUCUUCUUUUUGUAUGUGCGCAUUUAUUGAUAUAAAUUGACCUCUGAGCAGUGCUUUUGCUGUGUCCCAAAGGUUCUGCUAGGAAGUGUUUUCAUUCUCCGAAUUUCUUUAUUCCAUCCUUAAUGUCUUCUAUAAUCCAGUCUUUUUUGAGCAGGGUAUUGUUCAGUUUCCAUGUGUUUGAUUUCUUUUCCCUGCUUUUCCUAUUAUUGAUUUCUACUUUUAUGGCCUUAUGGUCAGAGAAGUUGCUUUGUAAUAUUUCGAUGUUCUGGAUUCUGCUAAGGCUUGCUUUAUGACCUAAUAUGUGGUCUAUUUUAGAGACUGCUCCAUGUGCACUAGAAAAGAAAGUAUACUUGGCUGCUGUUGGGGGAGUGUUCUGUAUAUGUCUAUAAGGUCAAGUUGGUUGAUUAUGGCAUUUAGAUCUUCAGUGUUUUUAUUGAGCUUCUUUUUGGACGUCGUGUCCUUUACCAGAAGUGGUCUGUUGAAGUCUCCUACUAUAAUUGUAGAGCUUUCUAUCUCACUUUUCAGUGCUGUUAGAGUUUGUUUCAUGUAUCUAGCAGCCCUGUCAUUGGGUGCAUAAAUAUUUAAUAUGGUCAUAUCCUUCUGGUAUAUUGUCCCUUUAAUCAUUAUAUACUGUCCUUCUGUAUCCUUUUUGGUGGAUUUAAAGUUUAUUUUGUUGGAAAUUAAUACUACCACUCCUGCUCUUUUUUGGUUGUUGUUUGCUUGCUGUAUUUUUUUCCAUCCUUUGAACUUCACUUUGUGUCUCUAAAUCUAAGGUGUGACUCUUGCAGGCAGCGUAUGGACGGGUCGUCUUUUUUGAAUCCAUCCUGCCACUCUCUGUCCCUUUAUUGGUGCAUUUAGUGCAUUUACAUUCAGUGUAAUUAUAGAUAUGAGAUUACUGCUGUCAUUUUGAUGUCUUUUUUGUGUGUUGUUUACUGUUUCUUUUUCCUGCUUAAUUUUUUGUGCUGAGAAGUUUAUAUAUUGUCUUUUCCUCUUAUUCGUUGUUGUUGAUUUUGUUUCUGCUGAGUAUUUUUUUUUUUCUUGCAUUUUAUUUUGAUGAGUAGAACAGUUAGUCUCCCUUGUGGUUACCUCAAUAUUUACCCGUAUUUUUCUAAGUUCAAACCUAACUUUUAUUUCUUCAUAUCGCCUCGUCUUCAUCUGCAUAUGAAAGAUCUAUGACUACAUUUCUUAUUCUCUCAAUUGUUUUAAUGUCCUCUUUAAGUAAUAACAUUGGUGUUUUCCUGUUUUGAGCAUUUUUUAAUCUUGAUUGAUUUUUUUGAGUUUCCUGUCUGGGUUGAGUACUCUGAGUACCCUGUCCAGUGUUUUAGUCUUGGGUUGAUACCUGAUAUUGUUGAUCUUCUAACCAAAGAAGUCCCUUUAGUAUUUCUUGUAGUUUUGGUUUGGUUUUUACAAAUUCCCUAAACUUUUGUUUAUCCGGAAAUGCCCUAAUUUUGCCUUCAUAUUUGAGAGUCAGUUUUUCUGGAUAUAUGAUUCUUGGCUGGCAAUUUUUUCCUUCAAUGCUUUAUAUAAGUCAUCCCAUUGCCUUUUUGCCUGCCUGGUUUCUGCCGGGUAGUCCAAGCUUAUUCUUAUUGAUUCUCCUUUGUAGAUGACUUUUCGUUUAUCUCUAGCUGCUCUUGAAAUUCUCUCUUUAUCUUUGGUUCUGACAAGUUUGAUUAUAAUAUGUCUUGGUGACUUUCUUCUGAAAUCUACGUGAUGUGGAGUUCAAUGAGCAUCUUGGGUAGAUACCUUCUCAUCUUUCACAAUAUCAUAGAAGUUUUCUGCCAACAAAUCUUCAACAAUUCUCCCUGUAUUUUCUGUUAUCCCUCCCUGUUCUGGUACUCCCAUCACUCAUAGGUUCUUUCUCUUGAUGGAGUCUCACAUGAUUCUUAAGUUUUUUCAAUUUUUUAAAUUCUUUUAUCUGAUUUUUCUUCAAAUAUAUUGGUGCCAAGUGCUUUAUCUUCAAGUUCACCAAUUCUGCUUUCCACUUGCUCAGUUCUGCUGCUUUGACUUUCUUUGAGUUGUCUAAUUCUGUAAUUUUAUUGUUAAUCUUAGGAAUUUCUGAAUGCUGUCUCUGUGGAUUCUUGCAGCUUAUUAAAUUUUUUACUGUGUUCUUGAAUAACCUUUUUAAUUUCGUCAACUACUUUAUCUUUGUGUUACUUGGCUUGUUCUGCAUAUUUCCUGAUCUGUUUCCUAAUCUCAUUCCUGAUGUCUUGAAGAGUUUUGUAUGGUAAUCUUUUGAAUUCUGCAUCCAAUAAUUCCAGGCAGGCACCUUCAUCCAGAAGAUGCAUUGAUUCUUUGUUUUGAGAGCUUGUUGAGGCAAUCAUGUUCUGUUUCUUUAGGUGACUUGAUAUUGACUGUUGUCUCCAAGCCAUCUAUAAGUUAUCGUAUUAGUUUAUUUUAUGUUUGCUUACUAUAUCGUAGCUUCUUGCUUUGUUUUGUUUUGCUGUGCCUAAAUGGGUUGCUUGAGUGAGCUAGCUUAAUUAUUUUUGCCUUUGAAGCUCAAACGUCCUGUCCCCAGAUGGCUAGAACUGUUAUCAGGUGUAUCAGUCUAGGAGCCCAUUCACUUUUCCUAGGUGAAUUCAGCUCAGGUGUCCAGGUAGCUGAUCAUCAAGUGUGUGGUACUGGUUCUGUCCUGCAGUAUUAGGGGGCAGGGGGGAUUGGUGUAGGUUCCAGUAUCUGGUUGCAGCAGGGGGUCACACGGUUAACAAGGCAUGGGGAUGAGAAUCGUCCCCCAGGUGUCUCUGAGGAAAUUGUGUCCCUGCUCCCUAGAGUGUACAGGUGUGUGGGUUCUGCUGACAGACCGUGGGCACCCAGUGUUUUUGGUUGUAAGAACUGGGAGGUACCAGUUAUCCUUAGAACCUUGUCGUUGGUGGCUGGGAGACCUGAGUGGAGCCACCAGUCCUUAGGCCCCUGAUGUGGGUACGUGAGGACCCUGUUUAAUUGGUAAAAUGGUUUAAAACAUCAAACACCCACCUCUUCACUGCACAGCUGAAACAGUUGUAGUCUGCCUGCAAGGGCCUAUUCUCCUGAAAUAGGCCCACACAGGUCCAUGGGGGGGGGGGGAAGGUAUUCAAAGUCCAUGGACCGUUUAUGCCUGGACAGGAGGUGCUUCUCUCCUGAGUCCUCCACAUUAGUAGAGCUGGCAAAUUAUCUUUUCCCCCAAUUGCAAAUUUAUUCCUUCUCCAAGGCCAGGAGGAUGGCUCCUGGUGCUCAGCAGGGCCUGUCUGAGGCCCAGGGAAAUCAAUAGCCACUUAAGAUGGCUUGGGGCGGGGGGUGUGGUAGAAUAUAAGCAAGAAGUUAGCUUUUGCCAAAAGCACCAUUCUUCUCUGGUUCUGGAGGUGUGAGUAGGCUGUGCAACUGGCUGCUUCCUGAGGAAACUACGGCCAAAGGCUACUACCAACCCGCCCCAGCUGCUCCCAGGAAUUGUUCCUGAGGAAUCCCAGCGAUUUAAGUCCGUCAGCUCCUCUCUUGUGUACUGAAUCUUCCACAGUCUGUUUUCUACCUUUUCCUUUGAUGUUCUGCACUCUUAUGUUGUCAUAAACACAAUUGUUUCACUUGUUUUUUCGGGUCUUUGUUGUAAGAGGGACUAGCUGGAAGUGUCUGGCUAUUCUGCCAUCUGGCCCCGCCUCCCCCUUUUUUAAUUUUUUUUAAACACAGACUUAGGAAUGGAACUUGUUCGUCAUACUGGGGCUGUAUGUACAUGUUGUUUUAUACAGUUGCUUUUAAAGUUAUAGUUAAGGAAGAAUAAAUGCUUUUAUACUGUAUUUAUAAUCAUAUAAUUACCUUUACUGGCUUUUUUCUUUAAAUGUGGAUUUGAAUUGCCAUCUGGGGAUACUUUCUUUCAGCUUUAAAAGGCAGGUCAGCUGGACACAGAUUCUUUCAGUUGUUUAUCUGGAAAUGUUUUCAUUUCACCUUCAUUUUUGAAAGAUGGUUUUGAUGGCUAUAGUUUCUUGGCUGAUAGAUUUUUUUUCAUUUAGGAUUUUCAAUAUGCCAUUUCAUUGCCUUCUUUCCUUUAUUGUUUCUGAUGAGAAGUCAGCUGUUUAAUCUUAUUUUGCUUCUCUUAUUCAUGAUGAGUCAUUUUUCUUUGCUGCUUUUAAAAUUUUUUCUUUCAGUAAUUUUACUAUGAUGUGUCUGGAUGUGAAUCACUACUUUUAUCUUUUCUGGAGUUCCUUUAGAUUCUUUGAUAUGUAGAUUAGUGUUUUGUUCACAUAUGGAGAUUUUCAGCUGUUAUUUCUUUGAAUAUUUUUAUGCUCCUUUUGUACUAUCCUCUUCUGGUAUUUUCAUAGUGUUUUUUAGUGUGCUUUUUGGUGCCCUACAUUUCUCUGAGGCACUAUUUGUUUUUCUUCAUUCUUUCCCUCUCUUGUUCAGAUUUUAUAAUCUCUACGAACCUGUGUUGCAAUUCACUGAUUCUUUUAGUUCAGAUCUACUGUUGACCCCUGCCAUGAAUUUUUUAUUUCUGUGAUGUACUUCUUAACUCCAGAAUAUCUUGGUUCUUUUUAACGUAAUGUCUUUCUUUUCAUUAAUGUAUUCUGUGUGAUGAGACAGUGUCAUCAUACCUACCUUUACUUCAAGCCUGGUUUCUUUAGCUCUUUGCAUAUGUUGAUAAUGUCUGAUUUGGAAUCUUUGUUAAGUCUGACAUCUGGACCUUCUCACAGGCAGUUUUUGUUGCUUGCUUAAUUUUAGCAUAUGGGUCACACUUUUCCUGUUUCUUUGGAUGCCUUGUAAUUUUCUUUUUUAAACUGGACAUUUUAGGCAAUGUAUUCUGGAUACUGACCCCCUCCCAGGCUUCUUUUUGUUGCUUAUUUGCUAUAUGCUGUUAGAACAAUUUCCAGACACUUUAAAUGGUUGAAUUUUAAAAACACUUUUCAUCAAUUAUGGUUCUUGUCAGUGGGGGGUGAGUCUGAGGAGCACCUCAUACUGCCAUUCAGAAGUGGAACCUAGAAUUUUGUACAUUUCUGAAUAUUGCAAAAGCCAAGUAUUGUUAUACACAAUUAUAUGGACAUUGCAUUUUAUCAUUUUAAAUUUUGGAAUAGUCAAAAACCUAAAUUGCUUAGAAAAACACCAAAAAUUAGUUUAAUAGAAUAUAUUUAUUGUGAGUAUAUACAACUUGAAUUGGGCAGCAUCACCUGAACAUGUCAGGAAUGCACUCUGAAGAGGGGACAGUGAAAGUGGGUUGUUUUUUUAUUUAUUGACUUGGCUCUUGGCUAGACUAUUUUAGUGAAAUUUAUCUUCUCUCUUGCCCUCUGCAAUAUGAGGCCCUGAUGUCACUCCUAGGACAUGUGCACCGUCAGCGUGGUAUGACAGUGAUUUUGGCUACAGCUUUCUUUGUCUCCUUCUGUUAUUUCUCUGUUAAGCUGUUUACCGCUGUUGGCAUAAUUCCCAGCUGUUAGGUUCCAUUAAUUUCUGGUUGAUUGCUGUAUUGUCUUUGAUGAUAACCUGGAGCAUAAACUGCUUCACCAUCUAACCCAGUUAAAUUGGAGCUCUUUUGGAGUUUUCUAAGCAAUUUAGGUUUUUGACUAUUUUACAGGCCUCUUUACCCCCAGGUGGGCUCUUCUUAGCUGCCUCUUUUCCUGGUUUUCUCUGAUUAACUUGUUGGGAUACAGUUUAUCUUGUUGCUCUAAUGGAGCUACCAAUCUCCUCUUAAUUUCUUACUACCAAAGUCUCCAUUAUUAUUGAGAGCUCCUUUAGGCUUGAACUUCCUCACACUCUGAUUCCAAUAAAGUCAGUUCCUUUGGGGAUGACUUUGAAGCUCCCGGUUCUUAAGACUUGCCUUUUCCCCUGGGCAAAAUCUCUGAGACCAUGUUCCAGAGCUAAGGGUAAGGACAGUGCCACGCUUCUCUCAGAGUGAUACUCCUAUGAGCAGCUUUCUGGGUAGGUACAGUAGCCUCUGGACUUUUUGCCUUUCGUCUCCCACUGUGGAACCUUUGCCUUAUGAGCAAGGUGAGGCAAGAGUGAUGGAGCCCCAGUAUUCUCAGCCUGCCACAUCUGGGGUGGAGCCUCCACUCUAUGAGGAGGAAGGGGGCCCCCAGCAUCUGAACUUCACUAUCCUGGUAUUUAGUCUCUGUAGUUUGGAGCAGGGUGGGAGGCUUGAGGAAUGCUGGUGGCCUUCCCUCAACGUGAGAUACUGUAUCCGUUGACUAGGAGUUAAGAGGAGGGAGUGUUCAUCAUGCUGAGCUGCGAUUGGGUGUGGGGUGGGGAGUCAGUGGAUCAUGCCUGAAGUAACUCUCACUGUUCUUACUGAAAUUUAGUUGAUUUUCUUACAUAAAUAUUUAUUUGCUAUAUGCUCUUAGGACAAUUUUCAGAGACUUAUAAAUGGUUGAUUUUUAAACAGUUUUCAUUUAUUAUGUUUGUUUCAGUGGUGGGUGAGUCUGAGGAGCACUUCAUACAGCCAUUCAAAAGUGGAAGCUAGAAUUUUGUACGUUUACGAAUAUUACAAAAGCCAAAUUAUUUUUAUACACAAUUAUAUGGGCAUUGCAUUUUAUCAUUUUUAAUUUUAGAAUAGUCAAAAACCUAAACUGCUUAGAAAAACACCAAAAAUUAGUUUAACAGAAUAUAUUUAUUGUGAGUAUAUGUAACUUGAAUUGGGCAGCAUCACCUGAACAUGUCAGGAAGGUGCUCCAAAGAGGGGCAGUGAAAGUAGGUUAUAUAGGUCAUUGUUAUGUUAAUUUCUCAAGAGGUAGCAUCAAAGCCCAGGAUAGGUUACAGAAGCAGUCGCCAGGACAUGCCAUACAUUCUAAAACAGGCUCUAGUCAGACCCUGGCAUUCCUACUUCUCAAAGCUGGCUGGACAUAAUUAAAGAACCCAGUUCCUAAAGCAAAAAGUGCUGUGCUAAGCUCCAUGCUAAGCUGUUUUUUGACCUGAAGGUGACUCCAGGGAACCAGGUUCUUCAUGGCUCAAAAGUAUAUCCGUCUUAGUUAUCUAGGGCUGCUAUAACAGAAAUACCAGAAGUAGAUGGCAUUAAUACACAGACAUUUGUUCUUUCACAGUCUAGGAGGCUAGAAGUCCAAAUUCAGAGUGCCAGCUUCAGGGGAGGUCUUUCUCUGUCGGCUCUGGAGGAAGGUCCUUGUCCUCAAUCUUCCCCUGACUGGGAACCUCUAAGGCACGGAGAUCCCAGAUCCAAAGUACACACUCUGCUCCUGGUGCAGCUUUCUUGGUGGUAUGAGGCACCCGUGUCUCUCUGCUCACUUCUCUAUUUUGUAUUUCAAAAGAGAUUGGCUCAAGACACAGUCCGAUUUUGUACAUAGAGUCUUGCCUCAUUACCAUAUCUGCCACUAGUUCCGUUUCAUCAAUGUCAGAGACAGGAUUUACAACAAGUAGGAAAAUCACAUCAGAUGACAAAAUGGUGGCUAAUCACACAUACUGGGAAUCAUGGCCUACUAAAUUGAUACAUGUAUUUCUGGGGGACACAAUUCAGUCCAUAACAGCACCUAAGGCACAUGGCCUGGGUAGGUCACCCCAGUUCCGUGAACCCAGUAAUCUGGAUUCCAGGAGAAUCAAAAUAAUUUUGUCAUUCCUGCCAUCUGAUCAUGAUUCUGCUAUAGAAUCUUUGAUCACAAAUGUUCAGUAAUGGUAGCUGGGUACCAUUGAUUCCUCUAGCCUCUUGGCAAGUGAGACAACUGUUAAUGGAGGUAAUCAGACAUGGAGUCUAGUUCCUCCGCUCCCUGGCUUUCCUUUCUUCUGGUGCUCUAGAGGAGCAGAGACUAAUUGUUGCACCUUGGAUGACCCCUUGCAAGCUUUUAAGUACCCAUGGGCUACAUAAUGAACUAGGAGAUAGAACAAUAUUAGUCCUGUUUCAUUUUUUUGCAAAUGGAUAUCCAGUUAUGCCAGCACCAUUUGUUAAAAAAACUAUCUUUUCCCCAAUUAACUGACACUGGGCCUUUUUCAAAUAUCAGCUGCUCAUAUGUGGAUGGAUUUAUAUCUGGGUUCUCAAUUCUGUUCCAUUGGUCUAUGUGCCUGUUGUUGUACCAGUACCAGGCUGUUUUGACUACUGUGGCUAUAUAAUAUGUUCUAAAAUCAGUUAGAGUGAGGCCUCCCACUUUCUUCUUCUUUUUCAGUAAUGCUUUACUUAUCCAGAUAGCCCGUCUUUUGUUGAAAUAUUUUGGUGAGGCGUUUUCAGUGAGUCAGCAAAGUAAAACCUUAUCUGCAGAUGACAAAACUUGAUAUGCCUAUGAUUAACUUACAAUAAUAAUUCUUAAAAGUGGAAGAAAUGAUGAGAGUUAAUUACAAAAGUAAUGCAAAGGCAAAUAAAGUCAAAUUAAAAAAAACUUACAAAAAUAUCUCUAAACAUGAUGAAGGUUUUCAAAGAGCUUCAGAUAUAACUCAUAAUAAUCAUGAGGUGUCAGAUUAUAGUCAGGAUAUACCAAGAUUAUCAAGCCUGUAAACAUCUGAAUAGUUUAAAAAAAAAAAGUCCAUGGGUAAAUGAUAUGAAUGCCCAUUAAAACCAUUGUUAGAUUCAAAAGGAACAAAAUUGUGACCGAGUUUGCAAUUAAAAUAACUAAAAUUGUGACUGAUAAUACUACGUUUGUGUUGUCUAAUAUCAGACAAACAUCAAUGACGUAUUUUUAACCCCAAGAAAAUUUGGUGUGUAACUCAUAACACAUUAAAUACACCUUUCCCUUUUAACACUUUUCCCUUUAUAAACCAAAAACAAAUCUUUGGUGGCUUUCCACAAAGUUUCAGAGUUGUCAGGAGUUUAUUAUAGGUCACUAAGAAACAAUACUUGUGGCUCAGCAUGAACCCAAGAAUGAGGCACCGAACCCUUGCUUUCAAGGCAGAUUACACAAAAAAUAAAUCCGUUCUUCAGUAAAGAAAAUUUUGUUAGCAAGAAACCCAAUUUUUUUUUUUGCUUUAUAUGCUUUUGACACUAAAGCUCUUAAAAAUCUUAUAAAUUAACACGUCAGACUUAAGCCAUGGUAGAUGAAAACUUUGACCGUAUCAAAUAAAUUCCCUUUUAAUAAAUAUUUUAAGUUUUCUAUUUUUGUCACAUAUGUCUUAUAGUAUAACCCUUUAAGUGGCAAAAAUGAACACGCUCAGUAGGCCCAAAUAUAUAUGCAUACAUACAUAUAUAUAUUUUUUUCUUUUUCUGUGGCAUAAAAAACAAAAGUAUAUAAACUUAAAUUAUAAAUGAAUAUCUAUGAACUCAAUAUCAGUAAAUUACCUAAAGAUCUUGGAAAUUAUUUUAAGCCUAUAUAUCACAAGGAGCCCUGUUGGCACAGUGGUUAAGAGCUCGGCUGCAAACCAAAAGGUCAGCAGUUCAAAUCCACCAGCCACUCCUUGGAAACCAUAUGGGGCAGUUUUGCUCUGUCCUGUAGGGUAGCUAUGAGUUGAGAUGUACUCAACAGCAAUGAGUAUACUACAGAACAUAAUUACUGUUGAAAUAAAGUUUGUUUAAAUAGUCUUAUGUUUUCAUUCAAACCUUUACCAUUUCCUGUGUUAUCCUCCUCUAACUUUAGAUUUUAUUGACUGGUUUUUGGUAUAAAAGAUGUCUUUAUUCCACCUUACCAUUUAAUUUCAGGUGUGUCUCAUUGUGAUUUCUGUCAUUUGGCUUCUUAAAAUUCCUGUACAUUAGAGAGGACUUGUUUACAGUUUUUUUAUGAUGAUCCACCCAAUUUCUGAUAAUUUGUAUUAAGACAGGAUUUUUCUUAUUUUAAACUUCAUCAGUGUCUGCAUUAUUGUUUUCUUUUGUCUUAAAAAGUCUUCACCUGGUUGGUGGGGCUCUUUCUUCAAGAAGAUCCCAUGGAGUAACAUUGGCCUCAGGGGGUGUGUGCCAAGGACGCCUGAUCCUGCCCUGGCCUCCUUCUCUCUGGCUAGUUGUCAAAGAAAAGAAUGGAUCAAUCUCAGUUCAUUUACAUGUGUUUAGGUUGGCUUGGGUAUUUAGAAAGACAAGUGAUAGCCAAAUUAUUUUCCAUUUACCCAUUACUAUUCUCUUGGUGGAAACCCUGGUGGUGUAGUGGUUAAAUGCUAUGGCUGCUAACCAAAGGGUCGGCAGUUCAAAUCCGCCAGGCGCUCCUUGGAAACUCUAUGGGGGCAGUUCUACUCUGUCCUAUAGGGUUGCUAUGAGUCAGAAUCAACUCGACGGCACUGGGUUUGGUUUUUGAUUUAUUCUCUUGGCAAGCAGUUUUGCCUUUGUCACAACCUUUUAUCUGCCCAGUAACUACCAAAGCUCUUUAGCAAGUCUGCAAAUAAAUCCAUCAGUUCUUGGCUAGCUUUUUUUUUUUUUUUUACCUUCUCUAGGUUUGGCCUAUGCCUCCCACUUCUCAUUCUGAAACUAAUAAAAAUUGCUCCCUUUUCCCUAAGUAAAACACGUCAUGUAGUAUCUAGCUUAAGUUCCUAGAAAGGGUUUGCUUUAAAGAUUGACAUAGUACAGAACAUAAAAAUCUUUGUCAGAACAAAUGAACUUUAAUUCCUGGAAAUAUUCGGCCUAUUAAGUUUAUAUAAAUGCUUAUUUAUCACUAAACCGAUCAGAAUAAAGUUCUAAUCUAAUAUAAUACCAUUUGGAGGUAGGAAAUUAUUACAUUGUCGUAACUGUAUCUUCUGUGUGCUUUAAAGAAUUCUUUAGAAAAGCAAUUUAGAAUAAUUUGUCCUUUUUAAGGCAUUGUUAUAUCAAUCAAAAUAAACAAUCCAUCCUUUUUCAGUUCACUUUUCAAAUAGACCAAUUUAUAUCAAAGUUUCUCAGAAUAGCUACUGAAAACCCAGAUUAUAAGAGAGGCGCAGAAGCAGUUUUUCUUGGAUGAGUAAAGAUCUGAGAUUUAAAAAACUAGAAAAGAACUACCAUACAAUCCAGCAGUCCCACUCCUUGGAAUAUAUCCUAGAGAAAUAAGAGCCUUUACACGAACAGAUAUAAGCACACCAAUGUUCAUUGCAGUACUGCUUACAACAGCAAAAAAUUGAAAGCAACCAAGGUGCCCAUCCACGGAUGAAUUGAUAAAUAAAUCAUGGUAUAUUCACACAAUGGAAUACUACACAUCGAUAAAGAACAAUGAUGAUCCGUGAAACGUUUCAUAACGUGAAGAAAUCUGGAAGACAUGCUGACUGAAAUUAGUCAGUUGCAAAAGGACAAAUAUUGUAUAAGACCACCAUUAUAAGAACUGGAGAAACAGUUUAAACAGAGAAGAAAAUAUUCUUUGAUGGUUAAAAGAGGGGAGAGGGAGGGAUGGAGGGAGAGGAGUAUUCACUAAUUAGAUAGUAGAUAAGUUUUAUUUUAGGUGAAGGGAAAGACAGUGCACAAUACAGGAGUGGUCAACACAACUGGACUAAACCAAAAGCAGUUUUCUGAAUAAACUGAAUGCUUCAAAGGCCAGCAAAGCGGGGCAGGGGUUUGAGGACCAUGGUUUCUGGCGACAUCUAAGUCAGUUGGCAUAAUAAAAUCUAUUAAGAAAACAUUCUGCGUCCCACUUUGGUGAGUGGCAUCUGGGGUCUUAAAUGCUAGCAAGUGGCCAUCUGAGAUGCAUCAAUUGGUCUCAGCCCACCUGGAGCAAGGAAGAAUGAAGAACACCAAAGACACAAGUUAAUUAUGAGCCUAAGAGAAAGGGCCACAUAAACUAGAAACUACAGCAGCCUGAGACCAGAAGAACUAGAUGGUGCUCGGCCACAACCGAUGUCUACCCUGACAGGGGACAGGGAACUCAGCAGAGAACCCCUGAGGGAGCAGGAGAGCAGUGGGAUGCAAACCCCAAAUUCUCCUAAAAAGACCACACUUAAUGGACAGGAUAAAAGUGGAAAAAAAAAAAAAAAACAGAUUUAAGAUGGCCUCAUGAAAAAAGAGCAACUGCCAGCCAUGGCUUCCAACCUGAUACAGGAUAGAAACUCACACACAACACUCUAGACCAGAGGCAAGCUCAGAACAAAACAAGACAGAAGAACCACAUAAACAUACCAGUCCGUGAGGCCAGCUCAUAAACCAAGCUUAUAAAACAAAGCAAAUAGGGGACUUAGUUUCUUAAAAUGUCUACAGCAAUUCUUUGGUAAGACCAACCAAAACGUUA
Loxodonta africana (African savanna elephant) is the source of this 26969-nucleotide messenger RNA. RefSeq names its product chondroitin sulfate N-acetylgalactosaminyltransferase 2 (gene CSGALNACT2). The transcript has 7 exons. NCBI's taxonomy places the organism in Eukaryota, Metazoa, Chordata, Mammalia, Proboscidea, Elephantidae. The coding region runs from base 10 to 1506 and encodes 498 amino acids. Gene Ontology annotation, cellular component: Golgi cisterna membrane. Gene Ontology annotation, molecular function: glucuronosyl-N-acetylgalactosaminyl-proteoglycan 4-beta-N-acetylgalactosaminyltransferase activity. The record is from RefSeq and is a predicted model, not a curated record.